AUGUCAGAUCCUUAUUCUUUGCAUGGAGGUACAGUCGUUGCGAUGCGUGGAAAGGACUGUUUUUGCAUUGCCACGGACUUGAGAUUGGGCAAUCAAAUGAAUACUAUUGCAACAAACGUUCAGAAGGCCCAUCUUAUUGGGGAAAAGCUUUUUGUUGGUCUAACUGGUUUUAAUUGUGACACUGUUACGUUUGUGGAUAAGAUUAAGCAAGCUAAGACGUUGUAUGAACUUGAAGAGGAUCGUCCAAUGAAGCCUAAGGUUUUGAUUAAUUCAUUUAGAAUAUAA
Messenger RNA from Meloidogyne enterolobii, 285 nucleotides. Lineage: Eukaryota; Metazoa; Nematoda; Chromadorea; Rhabditida; Meloidogynidae. The record is from the annotation of a GenBank genome assembly.